This is a messenger RNA of Triticum turgidum subsp. durum (durum wheat), 600 nucleotides long. NCBI's taxonomy places the organism in Eukaryota, Viridiplantae, Streptophyta, Magnoliopsida, Poales, Poaceae. The record is from the annotation of a GenBank genome assembly.
AUGGAAUGUGCCGAUUUGGAAGUCCAGCUGAAAGUAAAGGGUGAAACAAGGUCUAGUGAUAGAGCAUUGAUCACCCGUCGGUCCACUUACUCCGGUGGUUACCAUCAAGGUUUAGAGACCAUGCUCUUCAGCAACUGCUUUUGCACGGUAGAGUUAAGCUUAGAGCGGCUUACGGAAACUGUCCAGGCUACUAUCUUGAGUGUCCGUGUUGACGAAGAGGGGCCAUGGCCUUUUGAACAUGGCGGACGGAUUAUGUGCUCCUCACCACCACACGAAGUUAAGGACCCCCUAUCCAAGCAAGUUGUUCUGGUUGAUUCUCAUAGUUGUGAAGGUGGAGAAAUGCCAAUGGGCACAGCCAGUUACAUUGAUCUGUCAAGGCGUGUUGUUUCUGUAAAAUUGGAAGACAGCCUGCAAUUUGCCAUACAAGCCUACUCGCAGUCUGGCGCUAUUGCUAGACAAAGUAGUGUCACGUUCAGGACCAAAUAUUGCAACGUUAGCCGAGGUAUAUGCAAGAUUGGUGACUCGGUGGUGGAGAUUACUAUUGCUUGGUCCCAUAUUGUUAGGCGCAAGAGAGGAAUCCACUUAGCAGGUCAUGUUUGA